UCGAGUCCAAAGCGAUCAGUUCUAUUUCAAUCACGCAUAUCCCGAAUCCUAGUCUUAAACACUAUCGUGUAUUUUAGCAAUAGUUUAUAAGAGCAACUCAACCAGAUGAAUGACAUCGAGAAAAGGAAUACUGAAGCUUCAAUUAAAUAUCGCUUUUAUCAUUUUCCAUUGAAUAGAAGUCAUCGAAUUUUAUAGUUGUAUCGAGCGUACACCACACUUGGAAGCAAAAGGGCUCCGUGAAGAGUUAAAUACCAAGUGUUGAAUUCGUGGUGCACCUUCCCAAUCCAUAUCUCAAAGAAUUUUAUACUUCAAGCAAAUGCAGCGACCCAAAAAUUUAAAAAACGUGAUAGUUCGACAAAAACCCAUCUUUAAUCACGUGAUUCAACUGUAAUCUGUGAUCUGUUUCGUUAUCAGUCGACCGUGUAUUUUCCUAGAAACAUUUACAGUUUUCGAUACAGAAGAAAAUGGCUCUGACAAUAAUUGAGGUGAAGUUUAUAUCGAUGUUGACAAUCGGUGUGACAAGUUUCAUCGUUGGACUAAUCCCAGGAUGUUUAUUCAAUCGAGGAAGAGCACUGCAGACGAGACUGUACUUAUCAGCGCUCCUGUGUUUCGGUGGCGGAGUGCUUCUAGCUACAUCAAUGCUCCACAUGUUACCAGAAACAAAAGAAGAUUUGCCAGACUACGGGGAACUUGUAUUCUGUUGCGGAUUUCUACUUCUUUAUCUUGUUGAUGAGAUUGCACAUUAUUUUCUUAUGAAGGGCGAUGGAUCAGGACAUAGUCAUGGACAUGAUGACUAUUCCCACAAUUAUGCACCAACGCGCCGCGCCUCUUAUCAAAACUGCAAUGACGGGUUCCUUCAUCGGAAUCCAGAAUUUGAGCCAAAUGUGCUCAGUGCUCACAGUAAUUUUUUCACGAGGAAGAAGAAUACUUAUCAAUAUGGCGCACUUUCUACUGCGCCUCAGCCCCUUGAUGAAGAAGAGUCCUUUUUGUGUCAUGGACCACACGUGGAGCCUUGUGCCAAUUCCAGUACAUCUCACAUUGCACUUGCGCUAGCUCUAACCAUUCAUUCGAUAUUGGAGGGACUUGCCAUUGGUUUACAGAAGCAAGUCGAUGAAGUUUUUCUGCUAAUAGGAGCUGUAGUAUCACAUAAACUGGUGAUGGCUUUCUGUUUGGGCCUGGAGCUUGCAGAAUCUGCAAGUACAGUUUGCAGAUACAUUUCUGCGAUGUUAUUCUUCUCCGGAGGUUCAUCUUUAGGAAUUGGUCUGGGGAUGUUGGCGUUCAAUCUAGAAACAGCGUCAGGAAAAAUCAUUUUGUCAGUUUUACAAGGACUGGCUGGUGGAACUCUCCUCUAUGUAACAGUGAGUGAAGUUUUACCCCGAGAGAGAGCACGAUGGCAUAACAGUCCGAGACGCUCAUCUGGUCUCGUCCAGUUCUUCUCAGCGGCCUUUGGCUUCGUUGGGAUAUUCUUCAUUAAUAGAUACUUAGUCGACAGCAGUUCCCUGCAUAAGCGGUGCGGCAAGAGGGACAGUUGAGAGCCAAUUGAAGUACCCUCCAGCCUCAACUAGGAGCACACUUUUAUUCGGUAGCUCAGACAGCCGAGAAGCUACCACACAUCCCGCAGUGCCUGCACCAACUGCAUUUUCAUAUAACCGAAACCGAGAACAGUGCAAUGAAAAUAUAGAUCAAAAAUGUGUGGCG
This is a messenger RNA of Diachasma alloeum, 1698 nucleotides long. It is a transcript of the gene Zip88E, whose product is annotated as zinc transporter ZIP1. Gene Ontology annotation, biological process: zinc ion transmembrane transport. The record is from RefSeq and is a predicted model, not a curated record. Gene Ontology annotation, cellular component: plasma membrane. Gene Ontology annotation, molecular function: zinc ion transmembrane transporter activity. Bases 465 to 1532 code for a protein of 355 amino acids. Lineage: Eukaryota; Metazoa; Arthropoda; Insecta; Hymenoptera; Braconidae. The transcript has 6 exons.